AUGAGCAUGCCAAUCACGGCCUUCCUCUUGCUGUUCUUCCUAGCGGGCUCAGUGUACCUUAACUCCCUUCAUGGCGAGUUCGUCUUCGAUGACAUCAUCGCCGUCAUGGAGAACAAGGAUGUUCUUCCCAGCACACCAUUGGAGAAAGUCUUCAAGAGCGACUUCUGGGGAACUCCCAUGGAGGAGUGGCAGAGCCACAAGAGUUUCCGCCCUCUGACGAUCCUCAGCUUCAGAUUGAGCUACCUGCUGGCAGGGAGGCGAUGGGACGAGGUUCAGUUCCACUCAGUGAACGUAGUGCUUCAUGGUAUAGUCACCCUCCUGCUCUACCCUGUGACGAGGAUUGUGCUGGGGAGGAGGAGGAGGAGGAGCGAGAGCUUCUGGGCGUGUGCUCUCUUUGCAACGCACCCCAUCCACACAGACGCCGUGAGCUCAAUCGUGAGCAGAGGCGAGAUGCUCAGUGCAAUCAUGUUCCUUCUCUCGUUCCUCUGCCAUGUCAGGUCCACAACGUUGCCCUCCCGCUUCGUCCUGGUCAACUUGGUCCUCGUGCUCCUGUGGACUUGCUGCUCCAUCGCUCUUGCAUUCUGCGGGAUGCUGUUCAAGGAGCAGAGCAUCACUGUCUUCGGGGUCAACGUGGUGUAUGAGCUAGUCAGAGAUCGAUCGAUGCUGAGCUUGAUGCUGAAGAGGACAGAGGCAAAGGAGAAGCGGGACGAUGCCGUGCAGAAGGCAGGAGAGGAGGAGGAGGAGGAGGAGGAGAAGGAAGACGGGGACGGAAGGGAGCCCAAGGAGGAGCAUGCUGGAAAUUCUGGUGCUGCAGGUAGUACAGACGACUCUCUUCCUGCGAGGCAUGGCCAAGAGUCCGGGGAGGGGAGAGGAGCGGGAGCGGGAGUACAAGCGGGGGCAGGAGGGGCCCACGAGGCGGGAAAGCUUCAAGAGGCAUCGCUCGGAGUGCUGCGGCUGGUGUGUAUCUUGUGCAGCUUCCUCCUCAUCUUCCAGUGGAGGAAGGAGCUGAACGGGCCCUGCAUUCCUGUCUUCAAGCUCAAGGGUGACCCCAACAUCUCUGCUUGGGACGCGGCUGGGACGGUCGCCCCUGGCGUCUAUUCGGAAGCUGCUUGCCGGCCAAACUUCCUCCAGGUUGAGAACCCGGCUAGGUUUGUAAGGGGAGAGCGAGGUUGGCUGGUUCGACUGCUCACGUGGAAUUUCCUGCUGUACAAGAAUGCAGAGCUUUUGAUGUUUCCCCUAGUGCUCAAAGCCGAUUACUCACACUUCACCGUACCCCUUAUCCAUGACCUGCACGAUGCGAGGAACUUGCUGACGGUUCUCUUCUGGUGUUCGUUUCUGUUGUUGAGUUCAGUCGCUGUGCUUCUGUUUGUGAGGAGGAAGGACAUCUCGGCCAUCAUGUCCCUCAGCCUCAUCGUCGCUCCUUUCCUUCCCAGCUCAAACCUUUUCUUUCCUGUCGGUUUCGUUAUCGCAGAGCGCGUUCUGUAUGCUCCUUCCCUCGGUUUCUGUAUCCUGCUCUCCCUCGCUAUCCACCGGAUGGGGGGUAGAGAGGAGGAGGAGGAGGAAGAAGAGGAAGUCAAGAUGAAAGGAGGAGCUGAAGCAGGGGAUCGUUCUGUGUUGAUGGACUUGUUUCGUUCAAGAGCUCAACGAAUCUGUUUGUUCAUCACCGUGGCGUAUGGGAUUCGAACUUUGAUUAGAAACAGAGACUGGAGGCACCGAGAAGCGUUUUAUGGUGCAAUGAUUCGAGACAACCCAACAAACCCGAAAGCUCAUUACGGCUACGGAAAUAUCAUCAUCAACGACGUCAAACGAAUUGAUAUUGGGGUCAAACAUCUUUUGGAAGCUUCAAGACUGCAACCAAACUACUUCGACGCUUACAACGACCUCGGUGCCUUUUACAACCGUGCUGGUCAAUAUGAAAAGGCUGAAGAACAGUUGGAUAAUCCUGUCUUUGCUCACACAGAGAUCCAACAGUUUGCAGUGAAAGCGAAACCUGAGCACAUCAACGGGCUCCACAACCUAGGACUCAACUCUCUUGCCAAACAAGAUUACGAGAAGGCGUUUCUUGUCUUCGACCAGGCCGUCGACUUCUUUCCCGAUCGUGUGGAUUUCUACUUUAACAUGGGACAGGCCCUCCAUGGCCUUGGCAUGCAUGAGGACGCGCUGCAGGCUCAUCGUGACAUCAUCUCUCUCGAUCCCCUCAACCCGAUCUCUUACUAUUGGUAUGGACUCGCUGCUGGCAAAGUCGGAAGACAGGAAGAGGCUGAGCUGUUCUUCCGCAAUGCAAUUCGCAUCAACAGGCACUUCGUCGACGCCAUGCACAACUUGGGCGUCUGCCUGAUGAAACAAGAUCGUCUUGAGGAGGCCAUCGGCUACUUUCUGCGAGUUCGUCGCUACAACCCCAACCACGUCGAAGCCAAGAGGCUCUUGUCCAAGUACCUUCAAGUUGACUCGUGA
Molecule: messenger RNA, 2454 nt
Organism: Guillardia theta CCMP2712
Lineage: Eukaryota; Cryptophyceae; Pyrenomonadales; Geminigeraceae
Exons: 13
Coding region: 1-2454 (817 amino acids)
Molecular function (GO): protein binding
Source: RefSeq, a predicted model, not a curated record